Messenger RNA from Cooperia oncophora, 723 nucleotides. The record is from the annotation of a GenBank genome assembly. NCBI's taxonomy places the organism in Eukaryota, Metazoa, Nematoda, Chromadorea, Rhabditida, Trichostrongylidae.
AUGUCCGGAUCGUCUGUGGUUGGAGCAGUGGUGGAAGCGCUGUCUGAACAAUGCGAUCAGCAUCAAUCAGAAGCUGUCACCGGAAAAGAUGGUUCUUAUCGUAUCCGUGCAUUGAAACCUGGCUGUCAAUAUCGAGUGUCGAUUAAAGCCGGAGCUGAAGGAACAGCCGUUCCGCAUUGUUUCCCAUCACAGUUCGAUGUCAGAAUGACUGCUGAAGACCUUAAAGGUUUGGAUAUGGUAGCAGCGCCGUACGAUUCGAGCACGGAUCUCGCCGUUGAGCUAGAAUUUGGCUCGAUGCCAGUACCACAAUCGUACCGAGUGUCUGUGCAGCGUGAUGGUGAAACUAUUUCGCAGUCAAUAGUUCACGCUCCGGUUACGGUAUUCUACUUGAAUAAUUUGCCUCGCGAUAGUAGAGAAUAUUCCGUUCGUGUAGAGCCGGAUCGACCACCGCAGACCUUCCCGGCGAAAACAGUACCGCGGGAGCCGUUCAUUUUAGUGUUCUUCAUAACCGACGCACCCGUACGUGUGGUUCGUAUUCCAAUCACCUCAUCGAAACGCUCGGGUGAAGUGGAGAUUAGCGCCGGUUCUUUAUUAGCAUUGCCCUUCUUUGGACUGCUCGCCUUGAUUUUCUUCAAUCAGGGACGGUCAAUAGAGCUGUUCCGAUCAUUUGUUUCGAUAGUUCGUCCUUCCAGUCCUUCAAUAGAACGAAAGAAGCGAAAAUGA